Molecule: messenger RNA, 1757 nt
Organism: Ananas comosus (pineapple)
Lineage: Eukaryota; Viridiplantae; Streptophyta; Magnoliopsida; Poales; Bromeliaceae
Product: UDP-glucuronate 4-epimerase 1-like
Source: RefSeq, a predicted model, not a curated record
CCCUUCUCACUCUUUCUCUCUCUCUCUUUCUAUUUAUAUCCGUCCCUAUCUUUCCUCCCCUCCUUAGCAGGCGCAGAGUUUUCCUUCUCACAAAAUUACAACAAGAAACAAAAAAGAAAAGAAAAUCUCUGUCCUGCUUUCUAUCUUUAUCCUCCUUCUCUUCCUCCUCCCCCAAUCUACUACUAUUCAUUCAUUCUCUCCUCUUCCUCAUUCAUUCAUUCAUUCAUCAUCCCACCACUUGAGUUAGUUAGUCAUAUUAUCAUGAGAAAUUAAAAGAAAAAUAAAUAUCUAUCUAUAUUAAAAAAAGAGAUAGAGAUAGAGAUAGAGAUAGAGAUAGAGAUAGAGAGAUAUAGAGAUAGAGAGAUAGAGGGAUAGGGAUAGGGAGAGUGAUACCGAAAGAAGAAAGAGGGAGGAAAUCGUCGUCGUCGUCGUCGGAGAUGCGGGCGGUGAAGAUGGGCGGGGAGGCGGCGGAGGAGGAGGGGUUUCCGUCGACGCCGGGGAAGGUGAAGAUGGAGCGCGGGGGGCCCGGGCAGUACAACCGGCAGCUGCAGCGGUGCUUCGCGUCGACGAGCAGCCUGUUCCUGUGGGCGCUGUUCCUGGUGGCGCUGACGGCCUCGUACCUGAGCUUCCAGAGCUUCGUGGACACGUCGUCCCGCUACCUGUCGGCCUCCUGGGGCGGCCUCCACUGGGAGCGCCGCCUGCGCGCCUCCGCCCGCCCGCGCCGGCCCGACGGGCUCUGCGUGCUCGUCACCGGCGCCGCGGGCUUCGUGGGGUCGCACGCGUCCCUCGCCCUCCGCCGCCGCGGCGACGGCGUCCUCGGCCUCGACAACUUCAACCCCUACUACGACCCCUCCCUCAAGCGCGCGCGCCAGUCCCUCCUGGCCUCGCACGGCGUCUUCGUCGUGGAGGGCGACCUCAACGACGCCCCGCUCCUCGCCCGCCUCUUCGCCGCCGCGCCCUUCACCCACGUCCUCCACCUCGCCGCCCAGGCCGGCGUCCGCUACGCGCUCGAGAACCCGGCCUCCUACGUCCGCUCCAACGUCGCCGGCCUCGUCGCGCUCCUCGAGGCCUGCCGCGCCGCCGACCCCCAGCCCGCCGUCGUCUGGGCCUCGUCGUCCUCCGUCUACGGCCUCAACGACAAGGUCCCCUUCUCCGAGUCCGACCCCACCGACCGCCCCGCCUCGCUCUACGCCGCCACCAAGAAGGCCGGCGAGGAGAUCACCCACGCCUACAACCACAUCUACGGCCUCUCCGUCACCGGCCUCCGCUUCUUCACCGUCUACGGGCCCUGGGGCCGCCCCGACAUGGCCUACUUCGCCUUCGCGCGCGCCAUCCUGCAGGGCAAGCCCAUCACCGUCUACCGCGGCCGCGACGGCGUCGACCUCGCGCGCGACUUCACCUACAUCGACGACGUCGUGCGCGGCUGCGUCGCCUCGCUCGACACCGCGCGGCCGAGCACGGGGGGCCGCGCGGGGCGGAAGCGCGGGGAGGCGCAGUACCGGAUCUACAACCUGGGCAAAGCGCCGGUGACGGUGCCGCGGCUCGUCUACCUGCUGGAGAAGCACCUCGGGGUGCGCGCGCGGCGCAACGUCGUCGAGAUGCCCGGCAACGGCGACGUCCCCUUCACCCACGCCAACAUCUCCCUCGCCCGCGCCGAGCUCGGCUACAAGCCCACCACCAAUCUCGACGCCGGCCUCAAGAAGUUCGUCAAAUGGUACCUCUCCUACUACGGAAGCCUGUAUGCAUUCAACUCUUAA